Messenger RNA from Populus nigra (black poplar), 1007 nucleotides. Its product is annotated as photosystem II 10 kDa polypeptide, chloroplastic-like. The record is from RefSeq and is a predicted model, not a curated record. Bases 462 to 875 code for a protein of 137 amino acids. Gene Ontology annotation, cellular component: thylakoid membrane; photosystem II; photosystem II oxygen evolving complex. NCBI's taxonomy places the organism in Eukaryota, Viridiplantae, Streptophyta, Magnoliopsida, Malpighiales, Salicaceae. Gene Ontology annotation, biological process: photosynthesis. The transcript has 5 exons.
UAGCUUACUUUCAGAAUUUUUCCCUUUAAAAUGGAGGGUGAGAGAUGUUCCUGUGCCACAGGUCCGGCAACACAAUAUCCAAAGAGUAUAUUCCCAUCUUGGGAUGCUACGCCAUACACAGAAAAAAAAAUAUUGCAAGGAAAACAAUAUUAAAUACCGUAGCUAAUCUCUUGAUGAUCCAUUCUAAGCCAAUGGUGUCACUCCAGCUGUCAUGUAAUCAGGUGGGGCAUACUCCAGAACCACCUAGUUUGAAACACCUGGCCAUCCUGAUAAUGUUUGCAAUAUCAUAUCCAGAUUUCAGCCACACAAGCAAUGCCAUGUGGCAACAUCUGUCACUAAUUAUCAUCAUGCUAUCGCUUUCAUUAUCUAGGAUGAUAGUAUUUUAUUGGAGCUCAAGACCAGGAGGAGGAGGGCAAAACAAGCAGAGAGCAGAUCAAGCAAAGCUUAAACACUAAUUAAUCAUGGCAACCAGCUCAGUUAUGGCUUCAUCAAUGAGCCUGAAACCAGCUCCUUUUACAGUCAAGAAACCUUCUCUCCCAAGUCUUUCAAGGAGAUCAUCUUUCAAAGUUGAGGCUAGUCGUUCGAGGAAGUCCAAGACUGAUCAGCCUUAUGGAAUCAAUGGCGGCAUGGAUUUAAGGGGUGGGCUUGAUGCUUCUGGGAGAAAGGGCAAGGGAAAGGGAGUGUACCAAUUUGUUGACAAAUAUGGUGCUAAUGUCGAUGGAUACAGCCCUAUCUACGACCCCAAGGAUUGGUCUCCAAGUGGUGAAGUUUAUGUUGGAGGCACUACUGGUUUGUUGAUCUGGGCUGUUACCCUAGCUGGCCUUCUUGCAGGGGGAGCACUUCUUGUUUACAAUACAAGUGCCUUAGUACAGUAGAGUUCUGUCAUCAUAUCCUAUCCUAAUCUCUGUGUAUUACUUUCCCUUUUGAUGAAUUCGCCUGUACCUUGUAACAAUUUCCGUGGAUUAAUAAUAACUAGUGUAAGAUAUACUUGUUGCUCUUCAACUAAA